Molecule: messenger RNA, 733 nt
Organism: Phodopus roborovskii (desert hamster)
Lineage: Eukaryota; Metazoa; Chordata; Mammalia; Rodentia; Cricetidae
Product: serine/arginine-rich splicing factor 3-like
Exons: 1
Coding region: 56-514 (152 amino acids)
Biological process (GO): mRNA splicing, via spliceosome
Cellular component (GO): nuclear speck
Molecular function (GO): RNA binding
Source: RefSeq, a predicted model, not a curated record
GGGCCUGACGGAGUGUUGGGGUUUGAACCUCGGUGUUUGAACCCAGGAUCUCGAAAUGCAUCGUGAUUCCUGUCCACUAGAUUGUAAGGUGUAUGUAGGUGAUCUUGGAAACAAUGGGAACAAGACUGAACUAGAGCGGGGUUUUGGCUAUUAUGGACCACUUCGAAGUGUGUGGGUUGCUCGGAACCCUCCUGGCUUUGCUUUUGUUGAAUUUGAGGAUCCCCGAGAUGCAGCUGAUGCUGUCCGAGAGCUGGAUGGAAGAACACUAUGUGGCUGUCGUGUGAGAGUGGAACUGUCGAAUGGUGAAAAAAGAAGUCGAAAUCGUGGCCCGCCACCCUCUUGGGGCCGUCGCCCUCGAGAUGAUUAUCGAAGGAGGAGUCCUCCACCUCGGCGAAGAUCUCCAAGAAGGAGAAGCUUCUCUCGAAGCCGGAGCAGGUCACUUUCUAGAGAUAGGAGAAGAGAAAGGUCUCUGUCUCGGGAGAGAGAACCACAAGCCAUCUCGGUCUUUCUCUAGGUCUCGUAGCCGAUCUAGGUCAAAUGAAAGGAAAUAGAAGACCAGCUUGCUAAAGAAGUGGUGUACAGGAAAUAACUUCAUUUGACAGGAGUAUGUACAGGAAAUUCAAGUUUUGUUUGAGACUUCAUAAUCUUGGUACAUUUUUAAGAUGUUUUAGCUGUUCAAAUUUGCUUUGAACUUUAGUUUUUCAUAGACUGAAAUAAACCUAGAUCCUGCCCA